GUGUUGUUUUGAAGGAAGUGCGUCUGCGUCAUUUCUGGAGGAACGCAACAAGCUAGCAGAUAACGUUAGCUAGCUCCACAUCAAAGGAUGAUGGCGUCCGCCGCGAUGGAUACCACGUAAAUAAGAACCGACGCACACACGGUCCGGUCGGUGUAUUCUCCGGUGACAUUAACGGGGCUUUCUACACAGUCAAUAGAAAUUAGAAACGUGUCGUUAUGGCGACCGGGAGCGGCGGCGGCGGCGGCUUAGCGUCAAACCAUGACGGUCAGGAGGCAGCAGCGUUCAACUCGGUUCAGUCUGGAGUCGGAGCGGUGCUCUCCAACGUGCCAGCCUCCGGUUCUGCCCGGUCCGCCUCCCCGCCCGCCCUCGGCCUUCACCGGGAGCCCAUGUACAACUGGCAGGCGACGAAGAGCUCCCUGAAGGAGCGCUUCGCCUUCCUCUUCAACAACGAGCUGCUCAGCGAUGUCCGGUUCAUCGUGGGGAAGGGCAGACAGGCCCAGAGGAUACCGGCCCACAAAUUCGUCCUGGCCGCCGGCAGUGCCGUGUUUGAUGCCAUGUUCAACGGUGGGAUGGCCACGACCUCGACUGAAAUAGAGCUGCCGGAUGUGGAGCCCGCAGCCUUCCUCGCCCUGCUCAGGUUCUUGUAUUCGGACGAGGUCCACAUUGGUCCUGAGACUGUGAUGACGACUCUGUAUACGGCAAAGAAGUACGCGGUCCCUGCUCUGGAGAGCCACUGUGUGGAGUUCCUCACCAAGCACCUCAGAGCCGACAACGCGUUCAUGCUCCUCACUCAGGCAAGGUUAUUUGACGAGCCUCAAUUUGCCAGUCUGUGCUUGGACACCAUAGACAAAAGCACUGCGGAUGCAAUAAACGCAGAGGGUUUUACAGAUAUUGACCUUGACACCUUAUGUGCAGUGCUACAAAGGGACACUCUCAGCAUCAGGGAGAACCGCUUGUUCGGGGCGGUGGUACGCUGGGCAGAGGCCGAGUGUUACAGACAACAGCUUCCCCCGACCUCUGAGAACAAACAGAAGGUUCUGGGCAAAGCCCUCCCGCUCAUUCGCUUCCCGCUCAUGACCGUGGAGGAGUUUGCUGCAGGGCCUGCCCAGUCUGGAAUAUUGUUCGAUCGGGAGGUGGUAAAUCUGUUUUUACACUUUACAGUAAACCCCAAACCACGGGUCGACUACAUCGACAGGCCCCGCUGCUGCCUCAGGGGGGAGGAGUGCAGCAUUAAUAGGUUCCAGCAGGUUGAGAGUCGAUGGGGGUACAGUGGUACCAGCGACAGAAUCAGAUUCAAUGUUAAUAAAAGAAUAUCCAUAGUGGGUUUUGGCCUGUAUGGUUCAAUACAUGGACCCACAGACUAUCAGGUCAACAUACAGAUCUUAGAGAGCGACAAGCGCAUUACACUGGGGCAGAACGACACAGGCUUCAACUGUGACGGCACAGCAAACACGUUCAGAGUGAUGUUCAAAGAGCCUGUGGAAAUCCUACCCAAUGUCAGCUACACUGCAUGUGCCACCUUAAAGGGCCCAGACUCUCAUUAUGGCACAAAGGGGUUAAAGAAAGUGACCCAGGAAUCAGCGACGGGGACCAAGACAACGUUUUUGUUUUUUAGCUCACCAGGAAACAACAACGGUACAUCAGUGGAGGAUGGGCAGAUCCCAGAGAUAAUCUACUACAUCUAGACUUAACACUGUCAUGCUGGUACACUAAACCAGGGAGACCUCAGACUGCUGCGAAGACUAGACUGCUGGAGAUAAAUGUAGUGCCUCAGAACCCCUUGGAAUAUAGAAUGUGUGUGUUUGAGAGAGAGAGAGAGUGUGUGUGUGUGUGUGUGUGUGUGUGUGUCUGUCUGUCUGUCUGUCUGUCUGUCAAUACAAUAAUGGCGUAUGGACAUGAUUAAGAAUGUGGAAACAAGCGGAGUUGUGUGUACAAACAAGCUUUUGGGGCAUAAAUUGUAUCAUCAGUUGUAAAUACUAUAAUGCUGGUGUCUCAUCUGUGUGUUGUUGUCAGUAGGCUGUCACUGCAGGGUUUUUUAAUCCUCCACAAGUGAAACUAGAGAGACAGCUACCAUGUGUUGGUUGGCGCCAUUUCAUUCUAUUUUCUCCGUUUUUGCUGUCGCAUUUACUGAAAGUAUAAUAUUUGCAUAUUUUUUAUUGUGCACUGUUUAUCAGUUAUUCAGCAGGUGUCUUCAAGUACUUUGUUUUUGCAUUGUAUUAAGGAUGCUGUAAUUUAUGACUUCAUGUUUGCCUAGCACUACAUUAAAAUGUAAAAAGGAAUUACUCCAAGACUUUUAUGGUGAAAUAAACGAACACAAUUUUAUUUUUUAGCUUUUUGCCAUUAAAAUGUUGUAAAAUUGU
Cyclopterus lumpus (lumpfish) is the source of this 2360-nucleotide messenger RNA. RefSeq names its product BTB/POZ domain-containing protein 1-like. Gene Ontology annotation, biological process: neurogenesis. The coding region runs from base 216 to 1685 and encodes 489 amino acids. NCBI's taxonomy places the organism in Eukaryota, Metazoa, Chordata, Actinopteri, Perciformes, Cyclopteridae. Gene Ontology annotation, cellular component: P-body; cytosol. The record is from RefSeq and is a predicted model, not a curated record. The transcript has 8 exons. Gene Ontology annotation, molecular function: protein binding.